CGUGGAGCCUUCCAGAAGUCGCCGGCAGACCCGUGCGACUUGCAGCUUAGCCACACUCCAGAUUUUCAUCAUUUAAAGCCUUUAUUCUCUUCAUUCAACUCUUAUUGCGAGUCCAAAUUCUUCAUUCAACAUGUCCAGUUUGGGCACUUUGGCUUUUGAUGAAUAUGGGAGGCCGUUCAUCAUCAUCAAGGACCAGGACAGGAAGACGCGUCUGUCGGGCAUUGAUGCUCUGAAGUCCCACAUCAUGGCAGCCAAGGCUGUGGCUUCAACAUUGAGAACAUCUUUGGGUCCAAAUGGUCUUGACAAGAUGAUGGUUGACAGGGAUGGAGAGGUAACUGUCACUAACGAUGGAGCCACUAUUCUCAGCAUGAUGGACGUGGACCAUCAAAUUGCCAAGCUUAUGGUGGAGCUAUCGAAGUCCCAAGACGAUGAGAUUGGUGAUGGAACCACUGGAGUUGUUGUGCUGGCUGGAGCGCUGCUUGAACAGGCCGAGCAGCUGCUGGACCGUGGAAUCCACCCCAUCAGGAUCUCCGAUGGUUAUGAUCAAGCUGCUCGCGUGGCCAUAGAGCAGCUGGACAAGAUAGGAGAAACUUUCCCCUGUGAUCCCAACAACACCGAACCACUCAUUCAGACAGCUAUGACAACUCUAGGGUCCAAAGUUAUCAACCGGUGCCACAGACAGAUGGCAGAGAUUGCAGUGAAUGCCAUCCUCACUGUGGCUGACAUGGAAAGGAAGGAUGUAGACUUUGAGCUCAUCAAGGUGGAGGGCAAAGUGGGAGGAAAGUUGGAGGACACACAGCUCAUCAAGGGAGUCAUAGUGGACAAGGAGUUCAGCCAUCCUCAGAUGCCCAAGGUUCUCAAAGAUGCUAAAAUUGCUAUUCUGACCUGCCCGUUUGAGCCCCCUAAACCCAAGACCAAGCAUAAGUUGGAUGUGACCUCAGUGGAGGACUACAAAGCUCUUCAGAAAUACGAAAAAGACAAGUUUGAGGAGAUGAUCCAGCAGGUCAAAAGCACGGGGGCUAACUUGGCCAUCUGCCAGUGGGGCUUUGAUGAUGAGGCAAACCACCUGCUGCUGCAACGGGAGCUGCCUGCCAUUCGCUGGGUUGGAGGGCCAGAGAUUGAGCUGAUCGCGAUAGCCACAGGAGGCCGCAUUGUGCCGAGGUUCUGCGAGCUCACAACAGAGAAGCUCGGCACGGCUGGUUUGGUGAAGGAGAUCUCAUUUGGCACAACCAAGGACCGUAUGCUGGUUAUUCAGGAGUGCAAAAACUCCAGAGCUGUAACCAUUUUCAUCCGUGGGGGUAACAAAAUGAUCAUCGAGGAGGCCAAACGCGCUCUCCAUGAUGCUCUGUGUGUAAUUCGUAAUUUGGUCAGAGACAACCGUGUUGUGUACGGAGGCGGAGCUUCAGAGAUUGCGUGCGCUCUUGCUGUGAACCAGGCUGCAGAUAAGUGUCCGUCUUUGGAGCAGUACGCCAUGAGGCUGUUUGCUGACGCUCUGGAAGUCAUUCCCAUGGCGCUGGCUGAGAACAGCGGGCUGAACCCCAUCCAGACCAUGACAGAGGUCCGAGCCAGACAAGUCAAAGAGAACAACCCCUUCCUUGGCAUCGACUGUCUCCAGAAAAACACAAAUGACAUGAAGCAGCAGCAUGUGAUCGAGACCCUGAUUGGCAAGAAACAGCAGAUUCUACUGGCUACUCAGGUGGUCAAAAUGAUCUUGAAGAUAGACGACAUCCGAAACCCUGGAGAGGUCGAGGACUAAAGGCCCGCUGUUGAAGAGCAGCAGCCCAGCUGCUCCACGCCCGAACCCCAAACCUCACUGCUUAGUGCUAUUUAUCAUUUGAUACAGAAAUGUUCUGUUAGUGGCCAAGUCAUCAAUAAAAUGUUGGUCUGUUGAAA
Messenger RNA from Nematolebias whitei (Rio pearlfish), 1893 nucleotides. It is a transcript of the gene cct5, whose product is annotated as chaperonin containing TCP1, subunit 5 (epsilon). The transcript has 11 exons. NCBI's taxonomy places the organism in Eukaryota, Metazoa, Chordata, Actinopteri, Cyprinodontiformes, Rivulidae. Gene Ontology annotation, molecular function: ATP-dependent protein folding chaperone; ATP binding; ATP hydrolysis activity. Gene Ontology annotation, biological process: protein folding. The record is from RefSeq and is a predicted model, not a curated record. Gene Ontology annotation, cellular component: chaperonin-containing T-complex. The coding region runs from base 131 to 1756 and encodes 541 amino acids.